AUGGUGUGGGUGGAUGUGCUGCUGCUGCUGAGCGCCGCGCUCAGCGCCUUCCAGCUCCUGCCCCAGCUGGAGGACUGCCGGCGGGGGUCGCCCAGCUGCGGCAGCGUGGUGGCCUGCUACUGGCGGCGCCGUGCGCUGCGCAUCCUGCCCGCCUACGCGCUGGCAAAUGUGGCGGCGGCGGUGGCGCUGGGCCCGGCAGACGCGCCCCGCGAGGCGGCUGCCGCCCGCUGGAUCCACUUCUACCACUGCCCGCGCAACGUGUGGGCCAACUUCCUGCUCAUCCAGAACUUCCUGGGCAACAAGGCCUGCGCCAUCCACCUGUGGACGGUCGCCCUCCAGGCCCAGUGGCACCUCGCCUCCCCGCUGCUGCUGUGGGCGCUGCGACCCCGCGCCCCCGGUUUUCGGGCUCGCCUGGCGGCUGCGCUGGCGGCGGCGGCGCUGGGCGGCACGCUGUGGCGCCUGUGGGCGGCCUGGCGGGUCGACUUUCUGGAGCUGCCGGUGGCCGACUUUGCGGUGGACCAGGCCUCCCAGCUGUCGUGGGCCAAUUUGCUGCACGCGUCCUACCUGCCCACCGCCAGCCGCGUGACCGAGCUGGCGGCGGGGGCGGCGCUGGGUGCGCUGCUGCGCUCCCGCGCGGCACUCCAGCUGCUGCGGCGCAGGCGGCGCGUGCUGGGGGCCGUCGCCCUCGCCCUCCAGGCCGCCUACCUGUACCUGCUUGUUGAUCGUCACCUGCUGUUCCGCGCGCCAGGCGCCGCGCCCUGGCCGCUGUCUGCCGCCCGCCUGCACGUCGCGCUGCUCUCCUGGGGCUCGCCCUUCAUGGCUGCCCUGGUGGCAGCCGCCCUGCUGGCCCUGGUGCUGCAUGCCGACCCGAUGCAUGCGGCGGCGGCCCGCCUGCUGGGCGCGCCCGCCUGGCGGCCCGUGGGCGCGCUGUCCUACACGCUGUUCCUCAUGCACGAGCAGGCGCGGCUGUGGCUGUGGCUGUGCUGUGCCCCAGUGUCACUGGAUACAAUAUAUGAAAUGGACCACACCAUCAUGACGCAACCCAUUUACUUCGACCUCCACACAGCUCUAGUCCAGCCUCAAACCAAGACACUCUUCAACAAUGGCAUGUCCACCAGCGGCAACGGCAGCAGCAGCACAACUCAUCUCCAUAGCGAGCGGCAGGAUCAGCUGCAAGCGGACUCAAGCGGCCCCGCCAGCGGCGGCCCCGCCUGCGCCUGCCGGUCUCGACUUCCGGUGCCUCAAUGGCUUGCGGGCCAUAGGAUCCAUCGCGGUGGUGGUGUUCCACUGCGUCCUGAUCUGGGAGCAAAUGGUGACGUUCGAGACGAGCUCAUGGGUGCGGCGGGGCACCUGGCCGGGCAGGCAGCACCCCUGCGACGGCGGCGGCAGCAAGCCGUGGACCGAAACGCCGUGCCGCCGAGUCCCGUGGCUGUGGCCGUGGGCUUCUGGCAGGAAACUACGGCCGCAGCUCGGCAGCACGGGGGCGUCGCAGCGAUGGCCUCCAUCGGAGGCCCGCUGGCUGUUGACUUCUUCCUGAUUACCUCAGCCUGCUUCGCCAUCUACCAGCUGCUGCCGCCGCUGGAGGGCAGCACCAAGGGCCCCGCCGCCUCGACCCAGCCCAGCUGCGGACGCGUGGUGCUGCGCUACUGGCAGCGGCGCGCGCUGCGCCUGCUGCCCGCCUAUGCCGCUACCAACCUGCUCAUCGCAGUGGGGCUGGGCAGCGCCCCACAUGCUGCCCCCUUCCGCAACUUUGCGUUUGGCAACUGCCCCGCCGGCCUCUGGCGCAACGCUCUCUUCAUCAACAACAACGACGUCACCCAGGCUUGCGGCCUCUACCUCUGGUCGCUCACGCUGCAGGUCCAGGUGUUCAUCGCGGUCCCCCUGCUGCUGUGGGCGCUGCGGCCGCGCACCGCGGGUUUCCGUGCCCGCCUGGCGGUGGCGCUGGCUGCGGCGGUGCUGGGCGGCACCGCGUGGCGAAUGUGGCGCGUGGCCUCCACCCAGCACCUGCUUCAUCUGCCGCUGGGAGACCUGACCCAGCGGUCUGAGGCUGCUGCAUACUGGAGCCUGCUGGAUGCCACCUACUUCCCCACCGGCACGCGCGUGGCGGAGCUGGCGCUGGGCGCGGCGCUGGGCCUGCUGCUGCGCUCGCACGCCGCUGUCAGCUGGAUGCUGCGCAGGCGCACCCUGGUUGCCAUCGCCGCGCUGUCCCUCCAGGCCAUCUAUGUGCACACCGUGCUGCACUGCAACCCGCAUGGCCUCCCCGGCGACGCGCUGUGGCGCCCGCUCACCACGCAGCUCCAUGCGACGUUCCUGUACUACGGCUCUCCCUUCCUGGCCACCACGAUCUGCAUGAGCCUGCUGGCCCUCAUGCUGCACACUGACCCUCUGCACGCCGCCCUGGCGUCUGCGCUGCGCUCUCCUCUGCUCACCCCCCUCUCAGAAUUGUCGUACUGCCUUUACUUGAUGGCCGAGCUGGCUCGCCUCUGGGGCGCCAUGUUCCUGCUCCCGGCAGGAGUGCUGCCGUCACUCAUCGCAGCCGCCCCGUACACAGGCCUGGUGGCCACCUGCCUGUUCACCCUGGCAUGCUCGUAUGCAUGUGCACUUGUGCUGCACCGUUUGGUGGAGAAGCCCUUCUUCAGGCUUUGA
This is a messenger RNA of Chlorella variabilis, 2646 nucleotides long. RefSeq lists its product as hypothetical. The record is from RefSeq and is a predicted model, not a curated record. The transcript is spliced from 8 exons. Lineage: Eukaryota; Viridiplantae; Chlorophyta; Trebouxiophyceae; Chlorellales; Chlorellaceae. Bases 1 to 2646 code for a protein of 881 amino acids. Gene Ontology annotation, molecular function: acyltransferase activity, transferring groups other than amino-acyl groups.